Molecule: messenger RNA, 2177 nt
Organism: Drosophila miranda
Lineage: Eukaryota; Metazoa; Arthropoda; Insecta; Diptera; Drosophilidae
Exons: 2
Coding region: 1287-2141 (284 amino acids)
Source: RefSeq, a predicted model, not a curated record
ACACCUGCCUGCACCAUGAACCACUAACUUAAAUUUGAGACGACAAUAAACAGGGAUUAAAGCUUUCGAAUUUCGAAAACCCAACCAAAAGGCAACAUUGUCUCAUUACGGGGUAUGUGGAAAGCAGUUGGGGCACUGAGUUAAAGAACUGAAUGUGCUUGAUGAGAGGAUGGGACUGGAGGCAGAAGACCUCAUUAAAAAAUCAAGCAAGCGCAGCCAUGCUAAUGGCAAUGCGUAGACGCUGGAGUGGGGGCUUGACUUACCGAUGACAUGCACACAGACAACUCACAGAUACACAUAGACACACGUGGGGUAUCCAUAGACCAGCACACACUUGUGUUGUUGUUUGGUAGCUGGGCUAAUGGCAAAUGCCAAACGAAAUCGCAAAGAGAGAAGGAUCCCAGAGUCCGACAAUGUUUCUGCUUCAGGUUGAGUCUGGAAACUUGCAACAUGCAACGCACACACACACACACACACUCAAGUACCAUGGGGACAAAGGAAGCAGUUAAUUUAUGCCAACAUGCUCAGGGUAAUUGCCCCAAUGCAGCUGAAGAAUAAAAGUAGUCAAGGCAAGGCAAGAGAGUCAGUCGCAGUCGCAGCAUUUAAAUUAGCCAACUAGGGGAUUUUAAUUAGUGUCAAGUGCCUCAAAAUAAAUGGACGCCCGUCACUGCAGUGGUGUAGAGCAGUGGGCGUUGCAGGGAGCCAAUCAAAGUGGAUUACAAGUCAAGUCACUCAUACGCCCUGUGAGCCCACUCUCCACUGCACAGUCAAUUAUUAAUGGGAGCUCCCACCACUCGGGAGUGCAGUGUGGCAAAAGGGCUGACUGCUGACAUCUCAAUUCAUUCUGGAAAUCAGAAAAACCAGGCAAAAUUGUUUAUAGUAUACUUGUAUUAGAAUGCCAGUGGUAAAUGCCUGGGGAACUGAUUUUCAUCAUUCAUUUUCCGAGUCGACUUUUCCACUUUCAACGCUGAAUUAUGAAGGCUUCGCAUCCCCAUGAAGCCUGCAUGUGAGUCAGUGGCCAGAACAAGCACAACUUGAUGACGCAGUGCUGGGAAUACGUCGAGAUGGGGGAAAUGUGAGAGAUCGACUGAGGUGGCGGGCGACGGAGGCAUGGUAUCUGAGUGGCAUGCAAAUGGAUUGCCCCAUCGUGUAAUUCGAGAAGCAGCAGCAGCAGCAGCAGAACUAGCACCAGCAGGAGCCAGAAAGGGCUCCAAUUUGAGCUUUACUGUGGCUGGGUGGCAUCCAAGUCGAAACGCCUAAUCAGGGUCAUAUGGAUUUCCACGCGAAUGAGCAAACCAGCAAUCCGAGGACACCCAUAUGCCUCAUCAAUGUUAAUUGGACUUGUUUUGGGAAUUACAUUCCCCAACCAACAUAGAUAUCAAUCUACCAAUGAGAUUCUUGUACAAACUUGUCAACGUUUUAUUUUUCUGCCAUUCCAGAGGUACGAGUAUCUGGAAAUUGUCGUAAAUUGUCCGUUGUGGCUUAUCAUCACAUCCAAAAUUCAAUCCGUUUAUUUUUUUAAUUCUUCUGAAAGUCUGUUGCAAAGUCCAUCCCUAAUGUCUCUACCGCCGGAAAUACGUGAAAUCAACGAUCGUCGCUACAGAGAACUUAUCUCUCGGUAUUAUCGUGAAGCAUUUCUCAUGGCAACAGAGGCUUUAACGAUUGGCGAUGGCCUGCAUGUGCGUGCUGGCCGAGGACCAAAUGUUCCACCUGAGGAGUUCCGCAUUAUGCAUGAGAUCUUGAACCUUGAUCUUGAUGGGCCAAACGCACCACGCAACUUAGGCGCAGGCGAUGCCCCGAUCAGACAAAUGAACCCCCGUUUUUUAUUUAACAACAUCGACCACCAGCAGUCUGAGCAGGAUGACGUUGAGUUGGAGAACUUCGAAGAAGACGAUGGUCCACUCAACUUGGGAUUGUUCUCCAUGGGCCGCCAUUGGGGAGAGGCACAGCCGUACUUCAGUCCCCAACAGAUUGCACCCCGACGCCAGGCCCUGGAGCUGCGAUUCACUGUCACGAUUGACUUGAACUGGAGCUAUUAUAAGCAGAUCUUCAAAAUAUUCGCCAAGAUGGGAUGGUGGGCGGCCUUGCGUUUGUCCUACUCUGAGGCCUUCUUCAAUUUAAAUUAUGGUUCCAGAUCUUAACUAAUGCAAUAAAGAAACUAUCAGAGCAUUUUAUUC